AUGAAUCCAGUGACUUUGUUGAAUUACUUUGCUAUUAUUUUCAAAGGUGUUGGCGCAUCUGCAACGAAGGUGGCAUCGUACUUCAAGGAGACAGGGACUGCUGUUGUCUACCAUAUUGGGCAGACAGUGGAGGUAAACAGCGACCUUCUGUGCGGCUUGUCCGCCAUGCGAACCGAAUUCUACUGUGACAAGUUUUACACCGCAGUGUUCCAUAAUCAGACCUGGAUGAAUGGAUCUGAGAGUACGGUUGGCCUUGUACUUGACCGGCAGAAAAUUACUGAAGGCCUUCCGGGUGGACUGUGCAUUUGUUUUCUUCAAGUCACCAUCCUACCAAAUAUUGUAGCCUAUAUUAUCACAGUGUUUGCUGUUUUGAACCCAAAGCAGAAUAAUAAGAUGAGAGGUGUCACUCUUGCCUACAUUUUCGCCUUCAACCUCAUUUCUUUGCCUAUUGGACUAACACACUUCAUCCUGAUUAAACCAGGCCUUCCGGGUGGACUGUACAUUUGCUUUCUUCAAUUCACCAUUCUGCCAAAGAUUGUAGCUAAUACUAUUACAGUGUUUGCUGUUUUGAACCCAAAGCAGAAUAACAAGAUGAGAGGUGUCACUCUUGCCUACAUUUUCGCCUUCAAUCCCAUUUCUUUACUUAUUGGACAAACAUACUCCAUCCUGAUCAACCCAAGUAGGAAGCCAUGUGGUUCUAUCACUUCUAUUUCCACUAACCCAAUGCGUCCGCAGUGUGAAGGCGCUGCAUUUGUGGCAGCACUAAUCUGGGUACAAAGCAUUGUUGGAGCAGAAGAAGCAUAUAUGCUGGGGGUUGUAGAGCCGAUCAUCAUGAAGCUCACGUUAGCUGGUUAA
This is a messenger RNA of Echinococcus granulosus, 855 nucleotides long. RefSeq lists its product as hypothetical. The transcript is spliced from 9 exons. Gene Ontology annotation, molecular function: symporter activity. Bases 1 to 855 code for a protein of 284 amino acids. NCBI's taxonomy places the organism in Eukaryota, Metazoa, Platyhelminthes, Cestoda, Cyclophyllidea, Taeniidae. Gene Ontology annotation, cellular component: membrane. The record is from RefSeq and is a predicted model, not a curated record.